Molecule: messenger RNA, 618 nt
Organism: Penicillium brevicompactum
Lineage: Eukaryota; Fungi; Ascomycota; Eurotiomycetes; Eurotiales; Aspergillaceae
Product: Transcription factor MADS-box
Exons: 3
Coding region: 1-618 (205 amino acids)
Biological process (GO): positive regulation of transcription by RNA polymerase II
Molecular function (GO): protein dimerization activity; DNA-binding transcription factor activity, RNA polymerase II-specific; RNA polymerase II cis-regulatory region sequence-specific DNA binding
Source: RefSeq, a predicted model, not a curated record
AUGUCUGCUGUCGAUGAAAAGCUGUCUCCUGGUCAUGAUGACCUUCCCGGUAAUGACGGCCGGGGCACCAAGCGCAACCGUAUGAGCGCCGACGACGAGGACGAUGAUGAUGACAAGCCUGGCCGUGAGCGUCGCAAGAUCGAGAUCAAGUUCAUUCAGGAUAAGUCGCGUCGUCACAUCACCUUCUCUAAGCGCAAGGCUGGUAUCAUGAAGAAGGCCUACGAGCUUUCCGUUCUCACCGGAACUCAAGUCCUUCUUCUGGUCGUCUCCGAAACCGGCCUCGUCUACACCUUCACCACCCCUAAGCUCCAGCCCCUCGUGACCAAGGCCGAGGGCAAGAACCUCAUUCAGGCCUGUCUGAAUGCUCCCGACCCCACCGCCAAUGAGAACGGUGUUGACGCGCCCGAUGUCGCGCCCGAGGCUCCCGAGGACGUGGCUCACAGCGUCAACGCGCCUCAGGGUAACAUGCGCCCUGGCAUGCACCCGGGCUACAUGACCAAUGAGCAGCAGCAGCAGAUGGCCUACUACCAGAACCUUCAGCAGCAGCAGCAGCAGGGCGGCCAGUACCCCAUGCCGGUCAGCGGUCGCAUGCCACCCCAGCACCAACCCACCGCUUAA